AUGGGGAAUUCAAAAUCAACUUUAAGCAAACAAAAUAUUAAUUUGACAAAUGAACGAGGAAAACAACAAAAAAAUGAUUUCAAAGAACCAAUGAAAGAAAUCUACAAAUCAGAACAUGAAAUCGACCGGAUGCAACGCGCCCACUUUACCCUCCAACAUCUGUUUAGAAAUAAUUUCUCUUGUCCGAUGGAAGAGACGCUAAAGAUGGGAGGUCGUGUUUUAGAUGGAGGAUGUGGGUCGGGAGCUUGGCUUCUUGACAUGGCAAUGCAUUAUCCAAACUCUCACUUCUUUGGUGUUGACAUCGCAGAAAUCUAUCCGAGUCAAAUAAAACUGGCAAAUGUAAAGUUCCAUCAGUGUGAUUUGAUGCAAUUGGAACAAUUAGGUUUUGAGAAAAACUCAUUUCAUAUGAUGCAAAUAAAAAACAUGCAGCUUGUGCUUGACGUAAAAGAUUACGCACAAAUAGUAGAGAAAAUGCUAAAAUUAUUAAAGCCGGGUGGAUAUUUUGAACUUUCGGAAGUAGAAAUUAUUUUCUCUGACUAUGGACCAAAUUUUACACGGAUAAUAAAAAUGCUCGAAAUGGGUCUUAAAAGAAGUACCGACCUAAAUCUUGAAAAAAUUUUUUUCGCCACCGAGCAAGUAAUAAAUAUUCAACGAGAAACACGGGUAAUAAAGCUUGGCCCUUCUGGUAACAUCGUUGGAGAACUAUAUUUGACCAAUCUCGAAGAAUUUUUUACUGGUGAUAUUAAAGAGGUAUUAAUGGGGUUAAUGGACAUGACUCCAAAAGAAUACGAAAACUUUUGGCAGCAAUGUAAAGCUGAGUGUAUUGAAUUAGAAACCAGAAUUACGUUUGCGAGAGUUUGGGGACAGAAAGCUGUCAUAUGA
Molecule: messenger RNA, 882 nt
Organism: Ambispora gerdemannii
Lineage: Eukaryota; Fungi; Glomeromycota; Glomeromycetes; Archaeosporales; Ambisporaceae
Source: the annotation of a GenBank genome assembly